AUGAAUACUUCAAUACACCCUGAAACUAGUUUAUUAGACAAUUUAAAGGUACCAGCAGCUGAAGACGACACAGCUUCGACAUUAGUUGAGCAUAUACAAGCAUUGAAAGUUGAUUCUGAAAAAGUAGAUCAAGUUAUUAUUGAAACUGAACCUCAAAAAAAAGCAAUUGAGGUUACUGUCAAAGCCCCAACAAAGGAUAAAAUUGGUCUAAAGUAUCUACCAGUACAAUACCAAAAAAGAGCACAACAAGAAGGUGGUCAUUUUGUUUUAAUGUUAGCUGGUUUUAAAUCAAGUGGUAAAACAACAUUUUUAAAUUCAUUAUUUGGUAAUCAAUUAAUUGAUCCUUUAGAAAAUCAAAAAAUUAUCAAUAAUUUGACAAUUAAUAAAUUCGAAAUCAUUGAAAAUCGAUUCAAAUUGAAACUACAAGUUGUUGAAACAUGCAAUUUUGGAACUUUAAUCAAGAAUGAAUUAUGUUGGCAAUCUGCAAGUGAUUACAUUACAAAACAACAUCAGAGAUUUUUAAAACAAUCUCAAAAAUUAUCAGAAAUUAAAAUUGAAGAUUCAAGAGUUCAUUGUUGCAUAUAUUUUAUUAAUCCUUUGAUUAACGAAAUUUUAGAAAUUGAUAUUAAAGCAAUGAAAGAGCUUGCGCCUAAAGUUAAUUUGAUUCCGGUUAUUGCAAAAGCAGAUUGUUUCACAGAACUGGAAAUGUUUGAAUAUAAGAAAUAUUUUAAGAGAAGAAUGGCCGAAGAAAAUAUCCAGUUUUGUCCUUUCAUGAAUAUUAUUGAACCAAAAUUGGUAAAAUCAAAAAUAUAUUCUAUUAUUCCUUUUAGUAUUGUUUCUUCAAUUGAUUUUUUUGAAAACUCACAAGGAAAACAAGUCAGAGGUAGGAAAUAUCCAUGGGGUGGUUUAAUUGAAAUUGAAAAUGAGGCUCAUUGUGAUUUCUUAAAACUUAAGAAGUUGUUGUUAGAUCAUCAUAUGCUAGAUUUCAUCAUGGCUACAGAUUUAUUAUACGAGCAAUAUAGAUUUUCAUACUUAAGUCUGAAACUACAAGAUAGUAUAAGGGAUGCAAAUAUGGAUCAAGAAAGACCAAACAUUAAAAAGUAUCUUACCGAAAAGGAUGAACAUUUAAGGGCUAUGAAAGCUAAUUUAUAUUCAGUUCAAGAUAAAUUAAAAAAAGAUUUGGAAAAUUUGAAAGCAAGAAAAAAGGAGCUACAAAAUUGUGUUGAUUAUCUUGAACAUCAUCUUAAGAAACACAAUGAAAAUGAAAAUGAAGAAAUUGAUUGA
Molecule: messenger RNA, 1284 nt
Organism: Insectozyma verbasci
Lineage: Eukaryota; Fungi; Ascomycota; Pichiomycetes; Serinales; Debaryomycetaceae
Source: the annotation of a GenBank genome assembly